Messenger RNA from Chrysoperla carnea, 6446 nucleotides. RefSeq lists its product as uncharacterized. The record is from RefSeq and is a predicted model, not a curated record. The transcript has 10 exons. Lineage: Eukaryota; Metazoa; Arthropoda; Insecta; Neuroptera; Chrysopidae. The coding region runs from base 224 to 5170 and encodes 1648 amino acids. Gene Ontology annotation, molecular function: actin monomer binding.
AGUUACGCGGUGUGACAGUUUAAAAGAUUUUGUGUAUUGUGUUUUUUGAUGAAUAUUUUGUUUAGUGUGUGUGAGUUUUCUUCUACUUUUUUCUUGGGAUUAUUGCAUAUAUUUUUGUAAAGAAGUUUCACUCAACCUAUUUCAACUAUUUCCCAGAUCACGUAAAUUGGGUUCUAAUUUGGAACCAAAGUCAUCAAUACAUGCUGGAGGUGGUAAUAGGGCAAUGAUGCAAAUCACUGAAGACACGCCGCCGGAUAUGCUGGCGGGUGCAAUGGAUCUUACAGUGCAUUUACCAAAUGCCGGGCAAUCACCAAUCAAAAUAUCAGUUAACCGAAGUACACCAAUGAUGGAUCUAUUGGUUCAAGUAACAACUGCACACCGUUUACAACCAUCGGCACACAUAAUUCAAGCAAUCGGUUAUUCAUCGCAUCAAUCUGGUGAUGCAAUCAUAUUACCAUACAAACCAAAUACACCAAUCGGUGCACUCGAUACAAAAUUAAUAAAAAUUAUACCAAAAUCACCCUCAAAAUAUUCAAUAAAUAAUAAUAAUAAUAUAAAUAAUAUAAACAAUAAAUUAAAUAAUAGUACAGCAUCAAAUGUGUUAACAUCAGCUGGAAUUGGUAAUCGUGGAACGUUAACGCGAACCACAGAUCAAUUACCAUUCGAGAGUACAUUUCGUUUACAAGUACAUUUACCACGGAAUCAACUGUAUGUGGCACGUGUUAGUCAAUUUGUUACAUUAGAAAAUAUUAUGAAAAAAGUGUGUACCGAAAAGAAUUUGGACGAGAAAAAGUAUGAAUUUCGACAUCCAGUAAAUUUUCAUGAAGUUUUGGAUCCUAAAUUAACAUUAUCGGAUUAUCAAAUCACAGAGGUAACAGUGGUUAAAAAGGGAAAAGCAGUUUCUGCAUCAGAUAUGGCAACAUUGCAACGAGAAGAAGAACGUCGGCGGCAACAAGCACGAAAUGGUGGCGGAGUUUUUAAUUUAAUUUUCAAACGAGGCAAAAGUGGGAUGGGUUCUGGAUCAGUAUCAAGUGAUACUAGGUCAAUAUCACCAACACGUAGUGAUUCAUCACAAUCUCGUUCAAUUACACCACCAGCAAUUCAACAUACCACACCAAAAAUUAUCGAAAAUAAACACGAAAAUGAAAAGGAAUUCAGUAAACCAAAACCACCAUUACGAAAACGACGGCCAGCUCCAAAACCACCUACGACCACAACAACUGUUGUGAACAAUAACGCUGAAAAUAUAGAAAAAUCUGCUACAACACAAAUUACAACAGUAAAUGAAUGUACAGAGAAAAUAAUCGAAGAAAAUAAUACGACGCCAUUAACUAUAUGCCAUUCAAGGAAUAGCAGUGAUAGUUCUGGAUAUCAUGAGGCAUCAAUAUUGAGUGAUACAUUCAAUGUACAAACUUUACCACGAAAAAAUAAAGCAUUAACAUCAAGUACAAGUAGUAUUAAUUAUGGUGGGGGAACAUUACCAACACAUUUUGAAGAGAAAAAUAAAAAUAAUAUGACCACAAUGGGAAAUCAUUCAAAAUCAACGUCAAAUUUAAGUUUAACGGGUCAAAAGAAAAAACGAGCUCCACCACCACCCCCGAUAAAAUCAUCAGUUUCAGUAACAAAUUUAUCAACCCCUACUUCCUCUGUAGUUGUUAGCGCUAAGGCAGUAGAAUCAUCACCUGCUACUACCACAGCCAUCACAAAUAUUACAGAUAAACCUGUCCCCAUUCCAAGGCGAAUUAGUAUUGAUAGUCAGGACGAAGUUCCAUCAAUACCAAAACCGAAGCCGCGUAAAAUUUUCAAAAUCGAUGAUGAUAAUAAAAGUAUCACCGAUGAAAUUCAAAAUGAUAAUCAUUUCAAAAAAAUUCCAAAUUCAACCGAGGAAAAAAUUACUCAAUCAAAGCAUAGUGAUACCCAAAGAUUCACCGAAGAAAAUCAAACGCAAAGUGAUAUCCAUAUCGAAGAAAUUCAAAAAUCUUCCACUUUAAUGGAAGAAGAAAAUUUAGCUCCAUUAAACCAUCAUGAUGGUUAUAAAAAUAUCAACGAAGAAAAACAAACUGAAAAUAGUAAGAUGGAAGAAAAUAAAAAAUCUUCCAUUUCAAUGGAGGAAAAUUUGACUCCAUCAAAUGUACAUGAUGUUCAUAAAAUAAGCGAAGAAAUUCAAAGUAAAAACAUGAAGGAAGCUAAAUAUUGUUGUCUAAAUAUAUUAGAUGAGAAUUUAGCUCCACCAAAAAAUGCUCUGAAUAGUGUCAUCGAAGAAAACCAAACUGAAAGUAAUAACGUCUGCCAAGUUCAAAACUCUGUCAGAUCAGUAGAGGAAAAUUUAAUUCCAUUGAAUUAUCGAGAUACUCAUAAAACCAAUAAUGAAAUUAAUCAUGAUAUUACCCAAGUUAUUCAAAAAUCACCUCACCCAUUUGAGGAAAAUUUGUCUCCAUCGUUUCAUGAUGAUGAUGAAGACGAUUCCUUUGAUCCAAAUAACAUUGAGGAAUUUGUAAAUAAACAAUUAAAGAAAAUGGAAAAUUCGAAAUUAUUAAAAAAUACUGAUAGUCUUCCUACAAUCGAUAAUUGUAUAGAAAAAACAGAUAAAUUUUCUUCAUUAUCAUUACGAAGUAUGGACAGUGAACCAAAUAGUAUUAAAAAAUGGAAUAAUUAUGAGAAUUUGGAUGGUUUAUCACUUGCAUCCGAGGAUACUAACUCAAUUGCAUGGGUAAUCGGGGGAAAUUUUAGUGAUACAGAAUCAAUAUCUUCGCAACAAUUAUCACCUGCACCCUGUUUAAGCCCAACUUCAAUGUCUUCAUCGGUAACUUCAACUUUGGAUAAAAAACCAAAAGAAAUGUCAAAAGUAUUAAAUGAAACGACUACAAAAAUCGAACGUAAAGAACCAACUGCUGUGAUUGCAAUCCAUCCAGUGGAAUUACCACCCCAAUUCACUGAACCAUUAUCAAUAAACACAUCAUCAGAACCAGAAGAAACAAAUUCUGUAGAAAUAAAAUCGGAUGAAUUUAAUUCAGAUGAUGCGGAAUGGCAAUAUCAAUUACCCUCGCCUCCAACGGCAUUUCGUGAUACAAGUCCAACAAAUUUCACAGAAGUCACUAAUUACGAUACAAUCACUUUAAAUGGAUUACCAUCGCCAAAAUUAUUAGAUGAGAAAUCUACAACUGAUUCAUCCAGUUGUUCCCAGGAACAGCGUAGUGAAACCACUACAAUCGUAACAGAAAGUGAGAAAAUAUUACCAGAAUAUGCAGAAAUUGCGACACCGCCACAAGAAUUUUCUGAUAUCAAACAUUUUUCAGUGGAAACACUGGAACAACGAAAAUCACAAGUUUUGGAUAAACAAUUAGCUAGUCUUAAAUUAGAACCACCUGUGAAUAAUCCUAAGGAAAAACUUCGUAACGAAUUAGAAGAAGUCUUACACAAUGUUCCAAAAAUUCCAAAACAAUCAAAAGUGAAACAGCAAGAGAUAACUACACAAACUGAUAUUAGUACUUUACCAAAUUUUAAAUUAACGACUUAUGAUCAACCAAAACGUGUUAUCAAUAUUUUUGAAGACGAUAGUGUAAGAAGUAAUGUUGACACAAAAAUGGCAGAAAAGAAAUCACCUAUUGUAGAUGUAGUAGAUUCAGCACCAAUUAUUAAACGAUCUUCAGGAAUCUCGGAACGGGAUAUGAACAUAAUGAAUUCAUUACAAAAUAAUAAUGAUUUUAAGAAACCAAUUGUAGUUGAUAUUAAAAAGAAAUCAAUUGAAAAACCAUCAAAAUCAAUUGAAAAUUUGUAUGAGAGGAGUAGUAAUGGUAUACAAAGAGCGGAUUCAUUUUCUAUUUCUGAGUCAAAUAAUGGCAUAGCUGAAUCAUUAAAUCCCGUAAAACGUUCAAAAUCACACGUUUCUUUAAAUAAAUAUAAACUUUUUAAUGGUGGGAGUAAUACAAUAGACUUAAAUGGUGUGACGUCAUCUUCGCCACCACGAAAAACAUCCAGUCAAUGGGAUAUUUCUGAUUUACAAAGUUUACAGGUAAUGAGAACAAUUUUACCAAAAAUUCAAAAUUCACAACCAAAUAGUCCUGAAGAAGAAAAGCCAGUCGAAAUAAUAAAAGAAACUCCCAAAAAAGUGAAUGUACCUGAAGUUAUUCGAAAACCAUAUCAAUACAGUCCACCAGCAGUGAAUUUAGGCACAUGGUCUGAACGUCCCAAAAGCCAAGUAUCCUUGAAGUCUGAUAACGAUUACAAAAUUGGUGGCAUCAAUAUAUCAACAUUUGAAAAACGACCGAGUGAAAACGAUCAAGCAAGCUUAGAAUCCAAAACAUCAACAGCACGAUUUAUAAAUCAUACAACUGCCGUUGGAUUUAAACGCCCUGAACCAAUUUCAAAAACCUUACCCCGGCCACAUUCAAUUGCUUUCGACACAUAUCAAGACUUAUCACGAGUGCCAAUUGUACGAGCUGUUGAGCUAAAGAAAACAUUUCGCGAUAAUUUAGAAAAUAAAAGUACUGACAUUCGUUCGCAAACAUUAAAUCGACCAAGUUUUCAUCGAAGUACAGAAUCAGUUAAUCAAGAACUUAAAUUAUACCCUACAGAAGAUGAAGUAUCGAAAAGUCGUGAUAAUUUUGAAAAUAAUAUUGAAUUAAGAUCGCAAACGUUAGGUAGAAAUGUAAAACCUGUUUAUCGACAUUCUGAACCGAAUAGUUUAGAAAAUAAAGGAGAUACUAAUCGAACCGAAAUCUCAAAUAAUGUGUUAAGAAACAUUAAUAAGUUUAGUGUUAACGAACCAUCCAACACUUUUAAUUUUAGUCGAAGCAGUAAUAGCUUUUUAUUAAAUCGGAAUAGUAAUUUAAUGCCAGUUGUUAAGGGUUUUCGAAGUUUAACGCCAACAGUUACAACAAAUGGUGCUGAUUUAAAUAAUAAACAAAAACCACAAACUCAACCAGAAAAAUACACAACGAAUUGUAUUCCUGUCAAUAUGUCUCGAUCGGAUUCAGAACCAAAAUUUACAGUAACAGUAAAUGGUGUCAAUCAAAAUUUUAAAAAUCCAAUUCCACCACCUCCUAUGCCAAAAGUAACAGCUGUAACAAAAAAAGUUACCAAAAUUACUCCACAAGAAGAUCCGCGUGAUCAAUUACUAAAUGCAAUUAAAAAUUUUGGGAAGGAUUCCUUAAAACCAGUCAGAUAUUAAUAAAAACGGUUUUGGGAUGCCAUUUUCUGGUUCUAUUCGGUAAAGAUAUUCGAAUCACAAUUACUUGAAAUGUUUUACUUUUCCAAUUCUCAAACAAUUUUGCCUUUUCAAUUUUAUAUCCUCGGAACGAGAAAAAAAUGGCAGUUUAUUUUGAAAAUCAAUUAAGCCAAUGAAUGUAAAGACUAUUUUAAAUGGUGUUUCGAACACCUAAAAGCUCAAUUUUGAUUUUAGUCAUUUGUAAUUUAAUAUUGUAAAAAGAAAAAACAACUUAUUUAAAUUAUUUUUGUAAAUAUUGUAUUUUUAAAAAUGGUAUUAUUACAACGCCUGAAGGUUAAUUCGCAUGAGAUAAUUUAUUAUUCUUUAAAUAUUUCAAUUCGGAAUAAGUUGUCAAUAAUCGAUUCCCAUGAUCAAAAAUUUAAUCUGAAAAAAUCUUUAGAAAUGGGUGUAUUAAAUAUGUUUUGGUUUUGGGUAUAUUAAUCUAGAAAUUUUUAGCUGAGUAAAAGAGCGAUGGCUUGUACUCAUCUUGAAAGCGCCCUUUUUCGAUCUCGGUAUUUCUUUCAUGCAAAGUGAGGAUUCUAUUACUCGAACAAACCGCUGUUUUAAUGGAUUGAAAAUUUCAAUAUACAUUUCAAAUAUUUUUUAUAAAUCAAUUUUAAUUUUACGCCCAAAGACUGGAUCGAGACAAUGUGUUCAUAGCGGAAAUUUUCAAUCAAGAAGAAUUUAUGCAUGCGAACAUACCUUUAGGUACAAAUAAUUGAGGUUUUUAUAUUUAAUUCAAAUUUAGAUGUUCAGAUUCCUAAAUGACUGCAUGCGUUAAAAUAUAUAAAGCUCAAAAAUUUUAGCUUGAAGUCUGUAUAUCAAAAUAAUUUUAAUAGCCUCGAUAUUUAUUUCAAGUCACUGAUAAAAAUGAAAAUAAUUUUGAAUAUGCUGGGAGACAAAAAGAAUUAGAAACUUCAUAAUUUAAUCUUCUCAGUGUAUUACUUUUUAAAUUAUUAUACUUCGUUUAUAAAGUCUGGUCUUAGACACUACUUAAAUAUAUACGUAUUAUAAAGAAAGGGAAAUUGUUAUAUAUAAUAUAUGUAUAACCCUUAAAUAAAAUAUUAGGGAUUAUGAAAUAAUAUCCUUAUAUUAAAUAUUAUAAACCGGGACCAAAGGUUUUUAGCAUGUAGAAAAGAAUUUUAUAUCCCCCACAAAAAAAUGAUAAUAAAAAUAAUGGCGAAUAUUUAAUGUUUUUUUGAUAGAUAAUCAUGUUUAUCGUUUGAAUUAUGUAAACAAA